AUGGCCCAAGAUCCCCAACCCAUGACGCUCCAGCAGCGGAUUGCUGCAUUGAAUGCCUCCCAUAUCAGCCGCGUCCCUGGAGAUCCGCCUCCAACUCGGCCGAAGCCUCAACUUCCCCCACAAAGACCAACGAUAUCACACCGACAAAGAUCGAUCAACAAGCCUCCGGAACAUAUUAAUGGCUCAGUACCAGACACCACAAUUGGUAAUCUGCCCAACGGCACCAAAACUCCAAAGCUACCUCCGCCUCCCAUUGUACAUAAUGCGACAGACAGAUCAAAGCCCCCUCCUCCGCCACUACCAAAACGCCAGUCUUCUCAACCAUGCCCCCCCCUACCCCCUAGAUGUCCAACAGACCAGAUUUCGAGACGUGAUUCUCUGGAGUCUACCUCUUCUGUCGUUUCAAGACUAUCUGCUACGCCAACAGAGCUUUCAAGAUCGAAAUCAAGGGACUCCUCAUCUGGCAGGAUAAAGGCACCAGCUUGGGGUGAAGUUGAACUCCCACCCUUACCUAUCAAACAAGCCGGCCUGCCUCAACGGAAAUAUUCAGCCGAGAAACCCAAAUACCACAACAGAGCUCCUUCUGGACCAGCCAACGUUUCUCCUGAUAUAGAGAAGUCCAUAAAGGAAGAAAUAGAAGCGCCGCGUCCUUCGCUACCACCACGACUUCCAGCUCGGAGGCAGACAGUCCACUCUACCGACCUAUCUCUACAAUCCGGCCUGCCUCGGAAUGCACCUCCACUUCCGUCCGCUGCGGCUCUUGACAAAAUCAAACGCUCUGCAUCGUCAUUCGGGAUGACCAAGAGCGAACCUCCACCGUUACCAGCAGAUCGGCCUAUAACUAAUGGUGCUCCUCACCCUGACGUCGCUCCUGUAACCAACCAUCUACCAGCCAUUCCUAUCGCAUCUCGCCCAGACAUUUCUGCCAUACAGAGCUCUAAACCUCGCCCGGUUUCAAUGACCAACGGUACUCAUUCAAGCGCCACGUCUGGCACAGCAAUAUGCAUGGUGUGUCGCGACUUCUCUGCGCCGGACCAUCAUGCCACUCUCUUUCCACGUCAGACCGUCCAUUCGCUUCAGACGCUUGCACAACAAUUGACCUCUCCAUUUCCCUCUGCCACCGACAAGGCUCGCACAAUCUUCACCUGGCUCCACCACAACAUCCACUACGACACCAAGUCCUUCUUCGCCGGCAACGUUCAAGCCUCCACUCCUAACUCAACCCUUCAAUCUGGCCUGGCAGUCUGCGAAGGCUAUGCCUCCCUUUUCACCACCCUCGCCACACACGCUGGUCUCGAAAGCGUUGUCAUCGGUGGCCACGGCAAAGGCUAUGGCUACACUCCCCUGCCACCCGGCGCUGCACUUCCACCCUACAAUGCUGGCCAUGCCUGGAAUGCCGUGCGCAUCGACAAAGGCGAAUGGAAGCUGAUCGAUGCGUGCUGGGGCGCCGGUCACGUCCAGGGCGCUGGAAUGCCCUACGUGCAACGCUUCGAACCCCGCUACUUCACCAUGAGCAAUGAAGAAUUCGGCAUCAAGCACUUCCCCGGGGAUAAAAACAUGUUCUUCCUACCCGACGGACGGCGGAUGGAAUGGGAAGAGUAUAUCACCAUCAACCCGGCCUGCUGGCCCGGGACAACGGAACCGCCGACCAUUUUCUCCAACGCCCGACCGGAUUACGGCGUCGGGGAGAAGACGGUCAUGCCGAGGAGUAAGACCCUCCAACCGAGUCUGGGCGGUGUGAUCAGAUUCUCCUUUGAGCUCGAGUGUCCGCACUGGACGCUUGAGCGUCACACCCGGAAGGGACCGCCUCCUGUCUUCAUCCUGGCCGUUCAUGGCAUUGAUGGACGGGAGAAGGAUUUCUUGCCUCUGGAACACGUGCAUGGUCACAGCAACACUUCUGGAGGCGGUGGGGAUAAAUGGGUUGUGGAUGUCGAGGCCAGGCAGCUGGGGGCGCCGGGUCAGACCCUCACGCUGUUCGCGGUGAGUUCGUUUGGCGAGAGGCAGGAUGCCAGGGGAUUGAGUGUUCGCGAAUUCAAAGAGGGCAAGGGGAGGGUGGGCAUGGGCUUUAGUGGCGUGGCGGCUUGGGAGCUGGUUUGA
Molecule: messenger RNA, 2097 nt
Organism: Endocarpon pusillum Z07020
Lineage: Eukaryota; Fungi; Ascomycota; Eurotiomycetes; Verrucariales; Verrucariaceae
Exons: 1
Coding region: 1-2097 (698 amino acids)
Source: RefSeq, a predicted model, not a curated record